AUGUCCAACUCGGUUGACGUCCAGUUCGAUGUGAGCAACCUGACACUAUUGGGUUUGGGAUCCUUCACGACAGUGCUCGGUGCACUCUCCGCAGACGAUGUGCAACCUACGGCCAUGAUCCAGCUGGAAAAGCUGGGUGCUUCAUUUCCUAUCAGCGGACCGCUCAGGGCACAGAUCCCCGAUCACCUCCAGCGAUGCAGAAGUCGACGUUUGGAACGCCUCGGUGUGACCAUCGGCUGGAAGAAGGGUGAUGCUGCUUCUCUGAUGUCCCACUCGUCUGGUGGACAAGCCGUUGCGCUGUUGGCAACAUGUCUCGAGAAUGUGUACGGCGACGAUUCCACGGCGACCAUCUUCUACAAACUUUCCAAAAUCUUGCUACCGAACUCCGCCCACCUCAGCAGUCCUAAGCAGUUGCAACGAGCCACUGUGAUCCUUUCUCAAAAGCUAGGAGUUAUUGGAUUUGGGACCAUUCUUGCUAAGGAGGUGUGUCGUAUACACGAGGCUUAUGGAUACUUUCCCCAGAAAGCACCGCCGAGCCUUUUGUCAACGUUGAGCCAGGACGGAAUGGUUGAUAUCUUGUCCAAAUUCUCCCGAGCUAUACGAGAAGACAAAUGCAUUGUUCGUGUACGAGGUUGCGCCAGUAUAGCAUACAUUACAGCACUUGCUGUGACUGUAUUCUCCGAUGAUUGUAUUGUCACAGUCGAAAACUUGAUCAUUCAUCAAGGAUCCCGGUCUUCCUCUAUUACCAUCGAAAUCACGGAUUCUCUCGGGCACAAGGCGCUUCAAGUGCAACUUAUGGGGAAGAUUGAAUCACUUUUUGAUAUACCCGUAAGGCCUACUCAGCCUUCGCGUACGUUGAAAUUCUCUCGAGAAGCUCCUUUCGCUGCAUACAUGCAACUCUAUCUGCAAGAAUGGGGACUUAUUUGUUCGCCAUCUGCCCUCAUAGCAAUGGGUGUCUGUAUCCUCUCCCUCUCAGACUUGAUUUUCAUAUCCUUGGGUGAGCGCUCCGGAACGCGGUCACAUGUUUCAACCAAUCUCUUCGGCUUGCUUUUUGGUGAGCGUUCCCGGUCUACUCUUCACCAACGCUGUGAGACUGCACUGGGAGUUUCAUUGCCCUUCAAAUGGCCGUCUUUUUCGGAAACAUUGCUGCAGCUGAAAAAGUCUCUCGCAAAGUCAAACCAAGUAAAGAACUUCGCAUCACUUGUCGACAAUACAAACUUCCACGGUGACCCAUCAGAUGCACUUCUUCGUAUUAUAGAUGAAGGAGUUGCAAGCAUGGCAGUACUUCCUCACGAGGGAUCUAUCUGGCAAGCCCAUUCUGAUCGCGAGAUCUGGUAUCCCUCUGAUGCGGUUCAAAACCGGGGCGUCAAACAGGUUACAUUGACCCCAAGAGAAGUUUUGUACAAGUUAUUCUCUUGGGAUGAUAUGAAUUUGGUCGUCAAAUCACAAGGCACAACAACCCUUGUUCCAUCCAGUAUCCUGCACCUCGGCAGUAAUUUGAACGACCUGAACGAUAACCGUGGUCUUGAGCUUAUGGACGGGCUUGUCUAUCAUGAGAAUCGAUACCACAGCCGAGUUUUUGCCGAGAUCGAUUACAAUCUCUGGACACAACAAUCUAAUCAAUCUUGUUCGAAGAUGACACCAGUGGACGUUGUCUAUCCAACCAAGGAUGGUGUUCACUCGGGCCUCUCAUUGGCAAUUUUAGAGCAUAUUCAAGGAUUGGCAUUAGAAUGUUCUGUGACUGUCGGGGGAGAGAAGAAAUCUAUCAAUCUUCGAGAACGGGUGGAUCAACUCUUUGGACUUCUCGAUGCUUACCCUUGCAAGCAUUCAAGAAAGGCCCCUCUGAGGAAAGAAUACGUGGGUAAAGUACAGACCAAUUCAGUUCUGACAGCCGAUGGACGAUCCGGUGAUCACAUUUCAAUCGUGCAGACAGCUGGAAAUCCAACUGCGCAGUUCUUGUCCUUGACGAAAUGGGAAUCUGCAAUCCUCUGCAGCAGGUGUUGUCUGAACUGUGCAUACGAGCAAGCUCGGGAGAAGGAGAUUCAUAAGAUCAUUGUCGCGUGA
This is a messenger RNA of Penicillium cinerascens, 2064 nucleotides long. RefSeq lists its product as uncharacterized. The coding region runs from base 1 to 2064 and encodes 687 amino acids. The record is from RefSeq and is a predicted model, not a curated record. NCBI's taxonomy places the organism in Eukaryota, Fungi, Ascomycota, Eurotiomycetes, Eurotiales, Aspergillaceae. The transcript has a single exon.